CCAGCCUCAAGCUUCCGUCAUGGGUAUCGACAUCGCCCGUCACCACGUCAAGAACGGGCGCCGCACGGCGCCCAAGAGCGAGGACCCGUACCUGCUCCUGCUCGUGAAGCUCUACCGCUUCCUUGCCCGCCGCACGGACUCGCGCUUCAACAAGGUCGUCCUGCGCCGCCUGUUUAUGUCGAAGAUCAACCGCCCGCCGGUGUCGGUCUCGCGCGUCGUGUACCUGUCGCGCAACCAGGGCGGCGUCGCCAAGGCUGGCGAGGCCCCCAAGACCGUCGUCGUGGUCGGCUCGAUCACCGACGACAACCGCGUGCUUGAGCUGCCCAAGCUCUCCAUCGCUGCGCUGCGCUUCACCAAGACGGCGCGCGCCCGCGUCGAGGCCGCCGGCGGCGAGUGCCUCACGCUCGACCAGCUCGCGCUCCGCUCGCCCAAGGGCUCCAACACGAUCCUCCUGCGCGGCCCCAAGAACGCGCGCGAGGCCGUCAAGCACUUCGGCAUGGGCCCGCACACGAACAAGAAGCCCUACGUUCGCUCGUCGGGCCGCAAGUUCGAGCAGGCUCGUGGCCGGAGGAAGUCGCGCGGCUUCAAGGUCUAAGCGCCGUGCCUCUCUGCACGCUCGUCUCGGUCCUUGUUCAGCCACGCUUCUACGUCUUGCUACGUCACUCUCCGCAGUCGCGGCCAGCCCACCGAUGCCCGACUCUACACUCGUCCACGUCAUCUGCUUCGACACUCACACACCACACACACACCACGCACCGGCCCCCACACCAAAAGCAUGUACCAUCCGCCCGCCCUGUCCGUGCCAUGUGCGUCCGCGCGCUCGAGCGGGCAUGGACAAAGAUCGC
Messenger RNA from Tilletiopsis washingtonensis, 845 nucleotides. RefSeq names its product 60S ribosomal protein L18. The record is from RefSeq and is a predicted model, not a curated record. Gene Ontology annotation, biological process: translation. Lineage: Eukaryota; Fungi; Basidiomycota; Exobasidiomycetes; Entylomatales. The transcript has 3 exons. Gene Ontology annotation, cellular component: cytosolic large ribosomal subunit; ribosome. Gene Ontology annotation, molecular function: structural constituent of ribosome; RNA binding. Bases 20 to 595 code for a protein of 191 amino acids.